UCAACACAAGAACACAACAGCACCUUUUGACUAGCUCUCGCCUUGUCCAUUUGACUAAAAAUUACCACCUCAUAGCGGUUCGAGGACGAGCACUUUGCAUUUAACCGCGGGUGUAACUCAUCAUUCCUCGAACAAUAUGAUGGAAGCCAAUAAUAUUCUUCGUCAGGGCUCUUGGGCUGCAAACAUCGAAACAGUGAUGUGGUUCGAGUUUUUGCUAGACCCAAAAUCAUUGAAAGAGCACUUGGAAAAAGCAAGACCAGAUCCAACACCAACUGAGUUGAUCGUGAAAUUGAUGGACAAAAUAACAUCGGAAACAGCUGCAGCGGAAAAGGCGCCACCCACUCCAGCCUACGAAAACCUCGACGACAAGCCAGUGGACACUCCCAAGCCUAAUAACUCUGCAACUAAAAAGAAAUUGGCGCUAAAGGUCAUGUGUUUGAAAAUAGCUGCUUUCCUUAAGUGGAAUUUGGAUAUUAUUGAGCAGAAAAUUCCACUAGAAACGCAACACACAUUGCUCCAAGACCUGCUAAUCAUCAGCAGGGAGCAAAAAGAGCUGUCUGAGUGUGCGAACGAAAUCAAUCUGCAGUCUUGCAGUCCGCAGGAGUUGUUCUCAGUGUUGCUGUAUCACCGAUGGGUACUUCGAGCGGUUUCAAGAGCCAGAAUGUCUGCAAAACAACCGCGUUCUUUCUCUUCCCUAAGUGCAAUGACAGCUAUGAAACUAGAAGAUCGGCUGGUAACCAUUGAGCAGCAAGUGCCGCAAUCAAUUGCAAUUCUGAAACAAAUAAGCACAACUCAGGACGUGUCUCUCAAUGUCCCUGUUUAUGAAACGUUUGAGCCACUUACCGAGGACAAUGAAGACCUUAAUCAGCAAUGGGACACCUGCUUGAAAGCCUCUGAGCAGGAAGUGCAUUGUCAGAUCCACUUUGAUCUGGCUGCUUUCUACUUCUCAAGGGAACAGUACAAAGAAGCAAGGGAGCACAUUUGGAAGGCGGCACAGAUAAACGCAAAGCUGCCCAAGGUGAAGGUAUACUGCGAUAUCCAUGAGCAGACCUUACAGGGCUAUUGCAGAGCACUCGGCAUCAGUAAACAGGAGGAGCAAGACCUAUUUGUCCAAUUUCUCACCUGCAAGUCAAAUCACUUCACUGGCAUUGUUAAUAUCCUCCAAAGAGACAACAUUACGAGGGAAAUUCCCAUCAACUACAGGGAUGACCUUGAACUGGAAAUCCAGGCUGCUUCAAGUAGUGGUGAUUUCUUUGUAGCGAGAGACUUGCUUCUGCAUGUACACAUUUUGAACGCAGUACGAAGAGCUCUGGAUUCUAAAGCAAGCACUAUCAGCAUCGCCACAAAACUGAAGCAGAGCAACAACAAAGGCAACGACAAGCUGAUCUCAGCAUUGAAAGCAGUAUUGCCACACUGUGAUGAAAAAUUGAAAACAAACCUCCGCAUGUUCCUCUUGGACCUUUUUGAGGCCGGAGUUCCAAAAUUGAAUCAGUCAAUUUUGUCAAUUCCAGAGUUGAGCGAAAUAUUUUCUGAGCAACAAAUUCAGCACUACAAAAACAAGCUACAGAAAAAGGCGCACAACCUGAGCCCGUGCUGGCACAACAUGCCGGACACAAUAAGUAAUUUUAAUAGGAGGAAAUUGCAUGGAAAUCCAAAACUUCAAAAAGGUAUGCUUGAGCAAAAACUGAUCCAAAGCACGGAACCAAGUGAAAUCAAGAAUUUGAUUAAGUCUCUGAAUGCCGGUGGGCCAAUGAAAGCGCCUUCAAAGCUGAACUCAAAGUGGGAACUGCCUAUUCCGGUUCAUUCUGCCGUGAUGGGAUUGCAAAAAGGCGUGCUGCAAGACUUGAUUUUUAUCCUUCUGGCAAAAUCCAGAGAUCUCUCUCUGUCAGGAGAUUUUGAGAGAGCCCGCAAAUUGCUUAAAGCCGUAGAGGAAGAGUUACGCACCCUCUCUGGGAACUCCAAACUCGGCAAACUGGUAAACUGGGAGUUGCUCCUCGUCUCUAUCAUGCAGUUCUUGAAAUCCUGGCCUGUUCUUCCUCCAUCGGCCGAGCCAAUUGACAUGAAAAAUAAAGAAAACCAAGAACUUGCCUCGCAAUGCAAAGGGUGUUUGAGUAGCCUGAAGAUUGGGGAGUCAAUGAUCCCACGCUCAGAAGUGUUGGAGCACUGCGCUCUCGCACUUCUGAACCUUGGAGAAUGGGAAUAUCUGAGCAACAUUGACAAACGCUUCCUCUACUUUGAAAUGCCAGGCGCCUUUUCGUAUGCCUGCUUGGAAAUUACGAAUCACAGAAGCAUGAAGAAAAUUUCCACAAAAGACGCUUGGGAGCAGAUUCUGACUGUGUUUAGUUCUGGAGGAGUGAAGCGGACUUCAACGGGUCAGCCAAUUGGUUUGAGGGAGUCACCAGGACUGGCUGCUGUGCAGAGUAGGGCCCAGUUCCAGCAGUUCCUCUCCAGAUUGAGGGAACCGACCACAAUUUCAGUCGCCGUUUCCAUUUUGGCUAGACUGUACAACGUGUUGAAGGAUGAGCAAACCUUAGAGUUGAAUGUUGAAUAUACGACGAUUUGGCCAGCUGUUGUCACCAACUCAAAUGCAUUUAACAGCAGAGUCGUUGGAGAAGUUUUGUCUGAACUUCUCCAUCAAGCUCUUAAAUACUACCCUGACAAUGUCUCUUGGCUCAAGGUUCUUGGCGACAUCAAUUAUGCCAAUGGAUUCUUUGCCAGCGCAUUGAAAAAUUAUUUGCAAGCAUGCAUUGCAGUCAGUGGAUUUUUCAGCCGGGCUGUGCCAAAAAACAAAAUCAACGAUCAGGUUUACAUUCGGAUGAUCAAGUGCUGCACCCAGCUUCGUUGUCACACGCAAGCUGCCGUCCUCUGUCAGUUCUUGGAUGACGUUGACUACGCCACUGCCUUCAAGAGUUUGCAUGAGAAAAAUUGCGCAGACGCUAUGGACGCUUACUACCACUGCAUUUGGGAUUUGACCAUUGUAGAAUUCUUGGUGCAUCUGCACCAUAAGAAUAAGGAACAGGAACGAAAACAAAUAGCUAUCAAGUUGGCCAGUCAAAUGGAAAUGAACAGUAGCAACAACGAGGGCAUUAAAAUGGAGGUGGCCAGAGUGAAAAAAAGCUGCUUUUUGAGAACAAUGGCGCAACAGUAUGUUUGCUCUUGAAAAUAAAGCUAGUUUUAAUACUUAAUAAAA
Molecule: messenger RNA, 3190 nt
Organism: Cloeon dipterum
Lineage: Eukaryota; Metazoa; Arthropoda; Insecta; Ephemeroptera; Baetidae
Gene: IntS8
Product: integrator complex subunit 8
Exons: 15
Coding region: 137-3160 (1007 amino acids)
Biological process (GO): snRNA 3'-end processing
Cellular component (GO): integrator complex
Molecular function (GO): protein binding
Source: RefSeq, a predicted model, not a curated record